Cucurbita pepo subsp. pepo (vegetable marrow) is the source of this 767-nucleotide messenger RNA. RefSeq names its product Serine/Threonine-kinase. NCBI's taxonomy places the organism in Eukaryota, Viridiplantae, Streptophyta, Magnoliopsida, Cucurbitales, Cucurbitaceae. The record is from RefSeq and is a predicted model, not a curated record.
GCUCUUAGGUGGUGUGGUGUGGUGUGAAACAGUGAGGUCUUAAAUGAGAGUAUCUUGGAGUGUGUGUGGUUAUUCAAAACUCACCUCCUCUUGUUCAUGCCUGAACCAAACGCCUCUAAUCCAAGGAAGCCAUGGUAUCAAAGAGCAAUGGAAAUAGUAGGAACCCAAUGGAGAACAACAUCUUCAAAAUCAAGAGAUCAAUACCCAAUUCCAUCACCAAAUGGAGCAUUGAAUUCCAACAACAACAAUAAACACAACAAAAUGAGAAAAUGCACUUCUCUCAAGAUAGCAACUUCCUUCACAAGAGUAUGUCUUUGUGCACCCAUCUCUUCUUACAAUGAAAUCUUCCAACAAGCUGACAUCCCACCAAGGAGAAGCCAUAGCUAUCCAAGAUCUAAGCCUUUUCCUACUACUAGUAAUAUCGUUCUUCCAACUCCUCGACUUAGCGGUGAAAAUAGUCGACGGGUUUUCCGGGGAAAGUCCCUCACCGACGACGUUUUGAUGCGGAGAUUCGUCGUGGAAGAAGAGGCUAUGAUGCAAGUUAGGAGAAGAAACCAAAUGGAUGUUAUAAGGAAGAGGAAUUUGAUGAGAAGGAAGAAGCUUGGUCCAAGCCCUCUUAGCAAAAUGGUUAUAGCUGAGGAAUAACAAUGACAUACGUGUAUUAUACUCGAUUCUUCGUGUUCGUUCUUUUUUGCAAAAUUAAUGACUCCUUUUGUGCUCGUUUAAUUUUGUGUUUAAUGAGUUAUUGUCAUUAAUUCGUUGAAUAC